Brassica oleracea var. oleracea is the source of this 757-nucleotide messenger RNA. RefSeq names its product 60S ribosomal protein L23a-1. Gene Ontology annotation, cellular component: cytosolic large ribosomal subunit; ribosome. The transcript has 4 exons. Gene Ontology annotation, molecular function: rRNA binding; structural constituent of ribosome. The coding region runs from base 118 to 582 and encodes 154 amino acids. Lineage: Eukaryota; Viridiplantae; Streptophyta; Magnoliopsida; Brassicales; Brassicaceae. Gene Ontology annotation, biological process: translation; ribosomal large subunit assembly. The record is from RefSeq and is a predicted model, not a curated record.
UUCGCCUUCUCUUUAUCACCACUCACACUAAUAAAAGUGUCUGCGCUGCAAAACUCACCUAGCGUUUCAGCAGCUUCACCUCACCAGAUUUUGAAGUGGCAAGGAUCGUUCAGAGCAAUGUCUCCGGCUAAAGUUGAUACCACGAAGAAGGCUGACCCGAAAGCUAAGGCCUUGAAGGCUGCAAAGGCAGUGAAGUCUGGCCAAGCUUUCAAGAAGAAGGACAAGAAGAUUAGGACUAAGGUCACCUUCCACAGGCCAAAGACUUUGACCAAGGCCAGAGAUCCCAAGUACCCAAGGAUCAGUGCUACUCCUAGAAACAAGUUGGACCAUUACGGUAUCCUCAAGUACCCACUUACCACUGAGUCUGCCAUGAAGAAGAUUGAGGACAACAACACUCUUGUCUUCAUUGUUGACAUUCGUGCUGACAAGAAGAAGAUCAAGGAUGCUGUUAAGAAGAUGUACGACAUCCAGACCAAGAAGGUCAACACCCUCAUCAGGCCUGAUGGAACGAAGAAGGCUUACGUUAGGCUUACACCCGACUAUGAUGCUUUAGAUGUUGCUAACAAGAUCGGCAUCAUCUAAGUUUCUCUAUCUCUGCAAUUAUAAAUUCAGACUUGCGGUUUUGUCUCUCUCUAGUAUCAUUACACUCAUCUGGUUGUAGUAUUUUGAGCAAAAUCUUCUUUCUUUUUUUUUUUUUUUUACAAUACAUUCUUGUCGCAGUUUAUUGAAUUCAAGUUCUAUGUUUUUGGUUUGGCUU